AUGUCUUUCCCCCAGCUGGGCUACCAGUACAUCAGGCCGCUGUACCCGGCGGAGCGCCCGGGGAGCGGCGGCUCCCGCGGCGGCGCCGAGCUGGCCCCGUCCGGGACCCUCUCCAACGUGCUCUCCUCCAUGUACGGCGCGCCCUACGCCGCCGCCGCCGCCGCCCAGGGCUAUGGAGCCUUCCUGCCCUACGCCGCAGAGCUGCCCAUCUUCCCCCAGCUGGGCGCCCAGUACGAGCUGAAGGAGAGCCCGGGGGUGCAGCACGCCGCCUUCCCCCCCCACCACCCUGCCUUCUAUCCCUACGGGCAGUACCAGUUCGGGGACCCGUCGCGGCCCAAGAACGCCACUCGGGAAAGCACCAGCACCCUCAAGGCCUGGCUCAACGAGCACCGGAAAAAUCCCUACCCCACCAAGGGCGAGAAGAUCAUGCUGGCCAUCAUCACCAAAAUGACCCUCACCCAGGUCUCCACCUGGUUCGCCAACGCGCGGCGGCGGCUCAAGAAGGAGAACAAAAUGACCUGGGCCCCCCGCAGCAGGACGGACGAGGAGGGCAACUCCUACGGGAGCGACCACGAGGGGGAAGAGGACAAGAGGGAAGACGAGGAGGAGAUCGACCUCGAGAACAUCGACACAGAGAAUAUCGAAAGCAACAAGGACGAGCUCGAGGACGAUCUACAGGAUGCCGACCUCCUGCACUCUGACUCCAAAACGGACUCGGAGGGAUCCGAAGGCUUUGAGGACCUGCCCGGCUCCGAGGAGCGCUACGACAAGGCCUCCGAGGGGGAGCCGCACCACCUCCGCCACCACCACCUGCACCACCACCACCAUCACCACCACCACCACAAGUGCGAGCUGCCGGCCACGGCCGCGCCCGUGGGCCCGGAGCCCCUCAAGCCGCCGCUCCCGCCGCCGCCGCCCCACCUCUCGCCCCCCUCGUCUGCCUCUUCCUCCGCCGCCUCCUCCCCGACGGACGGCGCUUUGGCCGGCUCCUUGCCGAAACCCAAGAUCUGGUCGCUGGCCGAGACCGCCACCAGCCCGGACAACCCCCGCAAGUCCCCCGGAGGCGGCUCUCCGCCGGCGGCCGCCCCCCAGCCGCUGCCGCUGCCCACCCCGCCGCCCCACAGACUCGUCUCCUCCUGCCCCCUGGGCAAGUUCCCCAACUGGACCAACCGCGCGUUCCCGGCCCACCACCACCACCACCACCACCACCCCCCGCACCCGCUGGCCUUACUGAACACUCCCCACCUGCUGGGGCUGGGGGCCGCCUCCGCCGCCCCCCCCGCCGCCGCCUUCCCGCGGCCCGCGGACCAGGCGCAGAGCGCGGAGCCCGUCGGAGCAGAUCGAUCUAGUGCCUUGGAAGUAGAGAAAAAGUUACUAAAGACAGCUUUCCAGCCAGUGCAGAGGCGGCCCCAGAACCAACUUGACGCCGCUAUGGUUCUAUCGGCGCUCUCAUCAUCAUAG
Molecule: messenger RNA, 1461 nt
Organism: Melospiza georgiana
Lineage: Eukaryota; Metazoa; Chordata; Aves; Passeriformes; Passerellidae
Gene: IRX3
Product: iroquois homeobox 3
Exons: 4
Coding region: 1-1461 (486 amino acids)
Biological process (GO): regulation of transcription by RNA polymerase II; cell development; neuron differentiation
Cellular component (GO): nucleus
Molecular function (GO): RNA polymerase II cis-regulatory region sequence-specific DNA binding; DNA-binding transcription factor activity, RNA polymerase II-specific
Source: RefSeq, a predicted model, not a curated record